Paramecium pentaurelia is the source of this 1467-nucleotide messenger RNA. The record is from the annotation of a GenBank genome assembly. Lineage: Eukaryota; Ciliophora; Oligohymenophorea; Peniculida; Parameciidae.
AAUGAUUUAAGAAAGAUACAAUCAUCUGAGUAGCCAAUUCGAAAAGUUAAAACAUUAGAUGGAUCAAAAAGUAUGCUUAGAUGACUUUGUUAAGUAUACAUCUAAAAUUGCAUCUGAAUAUGCUACCUUAUAGAUGUUAGAUUUUAGCAUUUAAUCAAUUGAAACGAGAAUGCUCUUCUAUUCGUCUGAUAAUUAAAUGAAAGGUAGUUUAAUUACAUCUAGAGUAAAAUAGUAAAACAAAUAAACUUAAGUUUAUGAAUACUAACAUACAAUGGAAUAGUAAUUAGAAGAGAGACUUAAUAGAUUUAGAGAAUUAAUAACAUCUUAAGUUAGAUAGUUUUGUGAUUAAGUUUAAGCUUAAGAUAUUAGUAAACCAUUUAGAGAAUAAAUUUCAAAUAAUGUAAAUAAUCUUCAUGAAAAAUUGCAUUAAUUAGAAUUAUUUUAAAUCGAGAUCUAAAGACAUUUGGAAGCAAGAGAGUUUGAAAAACUCAUAAAAAAAUAUACUGAAGUAGAAUAGAGAUUGAAUUUAUUAGAAAAUCAUUCAAAAGGUUUAACUAAUUUAAUUCAAGUUCUAAAUCAGUAAAAAAAAAUAGAUGAAUAAGAAUAAAAGAAAAAAAAGAAAGAGAAAAAAAUGGAGGACCAUUUAAAUUAAUAUUUAACAAUUGAAGAUUUUUAGAAGUAUUAAUAAUAUAUUAAAGAACAUUAUUUUACUUAAGUUUAAGGUAAUAUAUAAUUUAAAAAAAAGGGGCUUAAUUUUUAUAAAGAGUUAAUGAAACUGAAGAUAACAUUAAGAAUUUGUUUAAUAAAGAUAUUUAUGAUAAAUUAUCAUUAGAAAUAACUGAUAUUGAUGAAAAAUUUGGUAUUGUGUUAGAAUCUCUAUAAAAUAAAUUAAAUUAAUAGAUACAAAAUUAAGCAACUAAACUUAAUACAUUUGAAAUGUCAUUAGGAUCAUUUAUGAGUAAAUCAGAAGUAAUUUAAAUGCUUGAUAAUCCAUAAGCUAUGAUGAAAAUGAAUUCAGCUGUUUAAAAUAUAUAAGAAAAAUUUAAAGAACUUUAUUCAAAAUAAAUUGAUAUUUUAGAAUCCUCAUUUAAAUUUACAAUUAGUAAUAUAUAAGCUGCAAAUAUUACAGAAAAUGAUAAAUUAAAUCAGAAUGCAUUAUUAUUAAAAAAGUGUGAAUAAAUAAAGAUAACUUUAUAAGAAUAUUUUGGAUAAAAUAAUUAACAAAAUUAUUCUUAAAAGAAGAAAUAAGAAUUAUAUUAGUAAUAAUCCUAACAAUUUAAAAAUUAGAAUAGAUUAGAAAGCAAAUUUUAGAAUAGACCUUUAUCAGUUGGUAGUAGAAAUACAAAAUUAAGAAGAUAAUCAGCAACUCCAAAAGUAAUAUCUGCAUCUUUUUCAGGAAGUUCAGCAGAACCAUAAUUUUUUUAAAAGGUUUUGCAGAAUCCUCUUGUUUAAAAAAUAAAGAAAUGA